Messenger RNA from Anas platyrhynchos (mallard), 957 nucleotides. It is a transcript of the gene MED18, whose product is annotated as mediator complex subunit 18. NCBI's taxonomy places the organism in Eukaryota, Metazoa, Chordata, Aves, Anseriformes, Anatidae. Gene Ontology annotation, molecular function: transcription coregulator activity. Gene Ontology annotation, biological process: regulation of transcription by RNA polymerase II; termination of RNA polymerase II transcription. Gene Ontology annotation, cellular component: core mediator complex; mediator complex. The record is from RefSeq and is a predicted model, not a curated record.
CAGCCGCCGGCCGCAGCAUGGAGGCGCCCCCCGUUACCAUGAUGCCCGUGACGGGCGGCACCAUCAACAUGAUGGAGUACCUGCUGCAGGGCAGUGUCCUGGACCAGAGCCUGGAGAGCCUGCUGCACCGCCUGCGCGGCUUGUGCGACAACAUGGAGCCCGAGACCUUCCUGGACCACGAGAUGGUGUUCCUGCUGAAGGGGCAGCAGGCCAGCCCCUUCGUGCUGCGGGCACGGCGCUCCAUCGACAAGAGCGGCAUGCCCUGGCACCUGCGCUACCUGGGCCAGCCGGAGAUCGGGGACAAGAACCGGCACGCGCUGGUGCGCAACUGCGUGGACAUCGCCACGUCGGACAACCUGACGGACUUCCUGGUGGAGAUGGGCUUCCGCAUGGACCACGAGUUCGUGGCCAAGGGGCACGUCUUCCGCAAGGGCAUCAUGAAGAUCGUGGUCUACAAGAUCUUCCGCAUCUUGAUGCCAGGCAACACGGAUAACAUUGAGCCGCUCUCCCUCUCCUACCUUGUGGAGCUUAACGUGGUGGCUCCAGCUGGACAGGAUGUGGUCUCUGAUGACAUGAGGAACUUUGCAGAGCAGCUAAAGCCUUUGGUGCAUCUGGAGAAAAUUGACCCUAAAAGGUUAAUGUGAUUGAAAAGCUGGGGAGCUAAGCAUUACUUUCGCCAGGGACCUUCAGGGUUGUUUUUAUAAAAUACCUUUUGAGGGUAAAUCAAAACAUGGAGAGGGGAGUAAGGGACUACAUAGCAAUGUUUUGCUAGUUGCAGGUACUAAGUAUUUUUUCACACGUUUGCGGAUUGUGAAAAAAAGGAUGUGAUUUACCUGCUCUAGUGAACCUGCUUUGGCAGGGGUCUGAAACCGAUGCUCUCUGAGGGUCCCUUCCAACCCCUCCAAUUCUCUGAUUUUGUGAUUCUUUGAAUAAAAUGAGACACUUCUAGAAAAACAA